UUGAGACCAAUUAUGGGGCGAAAAAGUAUUUCUCUUAUCUUAGUGAUAAGCAUAUUGAUAUUUAUUAGCGAGAGCAAUGAAAAUGAUACAUUUGAUGCGGUGAAUGAAAUUAAUUCAUUAAAAGUGCAAUUAAAACAAUUGACUUUCGAUGUGGGAACUCUGCAAGCGGAACACAAACAUGCUAAACAACAAAAGUCAGAUUACGUUUUUAGCGAUUGCAGUGAAGUCACAGCAAAUUUCUUGCCCAGUGGCGUCUACACAAUACGACUUACUACCGAUGAUACCAGAGUUAUCAAAGUCUACUGCGAUACAGAGACUUGGGGAGGCCAUUGGACACGCAUUUUGUACCGAUCGGAUGGAAGCGUGAACUUUUAUCGCGAUUAUGAGCGAUUUCGAUGACGAACAUUUUUUGGGGCUCCUAUCGAUUUAUGCACUGACCGCCGACCGAAGUCGAGAGUUGCUUGUGCUGCUGGAGGAUGCCGAUGGCAUUGAAGCGUACGAAUGGUAUGAGAAAUUCGCCAUUUCCGACUACAGCGAGUCUUUCGCCUUGAACACCUUGGGCAAGGCCAAUGGAACGGCAGGUGAUUCACUGUCCCACCACUUUGGCCAAAAGUUUUCAUCCUUUGACCAGUAUUACGGUCCCGAUUCGAGUAGAAACUGUGCCAAAAUCUAUCACAGCGCCUGGUGGUUCAGCUCGCCGUGUCACCAGAGCAACCUGGGAGGUAACUAUGGCAAUAACACCCUUGGCAUGGGCAUCAAUUGGAUGACAUUCCGUAGCCACGAACAUUCCCUGAAGCUUGCCGCGAUGAUGAUUCGACCUAGACCGGGAUAUAGGCAGUAAAAUACCAAGCAAGAAAUUUACAGUCGAGUAUGUGGGAUACCUGACAACCGUAAUAAACUCGUAUUCAAAUAAUAAUCCAAAAAUAUACUGCAAAAAUACUUAAAUAUACCGAGUUCUAUAUUCAAUUUAUUUUCUAUGAAACCAUUAUCUAAAAACAUUCCAAAAUUAUACUGCAAAAAUACAAAAAUAUACUGAAGGGUAUACUUGGUAUAUCGAUAUUAAUAUUUUUUCCA
This is a messenger RNA of Drosophila nasuta, 1074 nucleotides long. RefSeq names its product ficolin-1-like. Lineage: Eukaryota; Metazoa; Arthropoda; Insecta; Diptera; Drosophilidae. The coding region runs from base 383 to 841 and encodes 152 amino acids. The transcript is spliced from 3 exons. The record is from RefSeq and is a predicted model, not a curated record.